Molecule: messenger RNA, 495 nt
Organism: Cylicostephanus goldi
Lineage: Eukaryota; Metazoa; Nematoda; Chromadorea; Rhabditida; Strongylidae
Source: the annotation of a GenBank genome assembly
CCUACAUACUGGGUAAACGCUGGCGUAUGGGUGGAGAUCUAUUACACGGAAGAUGUCCCUCUAUGGUGGGGACGAUUUGAUAAUAUCCAAACCACAGGUAUCUUCAACUUUACUUUUCAUUUCUUUCUUCUCAGUCCUAACGGCUUAGGUGCUGGAACUUCUAAGAUUGGUGGUCUACCCAACAACAAGCAUUGUGAGCGGUGUAAUCUCUACCCGGUCCCAUAUCCGGAUGAAGUUGUGACCCUCGACGAUGAAGGCAAUGGUGCAGGUGUUGCUGAUAUUACAGUAGCCGAAGAUCCACUAAAUUCGACAUUCCGAGUUCUUAUGAAUGAGCGUAAAGGAGAUGCUGCUGAAGAAUGGGAGGAUGUUGCUGAAGUUAUAUGUAGUUUGUGCUCUACAGCCACCUCGGAUGCGAAUAUCGAUGCAGCAUUACUUACUAUGGAUAAAGAGUUGGAGAAAUGUCGUGAUAUAAUGGUGAAGAAGGCUGCAAAUAUG